Messenger RNA from Lactuca sativa (garden lettuce), 789 nucleotides. NCBI's taxonomy places the organism in Eukaryota, Viridiplantae, Streptophyta, Magnoliopsida, Asterales, Asteraceae. The record is from RefSeq and is a predicted model, not a curated record.
AUGGCAAACACCUUCGUGGGGUUUGAAGAAAGGGCUGUUGACGCGCUCCGGGAAGGUAAAUGCAUCCCCAACGGUCCAACUCCGCCUAUUUAUUUCAUCGGACCUUUGAUCGCCGGUGGCAAUCAUGUGGAUCCUAGCGAAAACGAGUGCUUAAAAUGGUUGAAUUCACAACCGAUUAAAAGUGUAGUGUUUUUAUGCUUUGGGAGUCAGGGUGUGUUGAAGAAGGAGCAGUUGAAGGAAAUAGCUAUUGGUUUAGAGAAAAGUGAGCAAAGAUUCUUGUGGGUGGUUCGAGAUCCGCCACCAGAUGACAAAAAAACCGACUCGAAUUCCGGUGGUGGUAAAGAAGUCGGUCUGGAUGCGAUUCUUCCUGACGGGUUUAAGGGCAGGAUUGGGGAUAAGGGGAUGGUGGUGAAGAAUUGGGCACCACAGCCGGCGAUACUUAGUCAUGAGUCGGUGGGUGGAUUUGUGAGUCAUUGUGGGUGGAACUCGGUGCUUGAAGCGGUGGUAGCUGGGGUGCCACUGGUGGCAUGGCCAUUGUAUGCGGAACAGAAGAUGAAUCGAGUGUAUUUGGUUGAGAGAAUAGACACAAGAGAGACAGAGAUAUCGAUUCAGAAAGCCCUUGAUGAUAUAAACAAAACCCCAUGCUCGGAAUCUCCAAUGGUAGCCAGAGUUGGCCGGAAAAUGCGAAAGAAGGUGGUGGUGGCUCCCGGAAAUCCGGCCACAGAUCAGGCCAGAUUUUGGGUGGGGUUUGUAGAGGAUGAAAAAUGGGAGAGAAUGGCAGUGGUUUAA